GUGCGAGGCUGUCCUGGAGACCCCGCGCUGCCUGCACCUCUAACGUCUCGGUUGUCAUGGAUGAUGAGGACGGCAGGUGCCUUCUAGAUGUAAUUUGUGACCCAGAAGCUCUAAAUGACUUUCUUCAUGGAUCUGAGACCCAUUUGGACACUGACGACCUUUUGGAUGGUACGAGUGACCCCUCCAGCUCGUUCUUCUCUGCCACUGGGGGCCAUGUUUCAGAGGUCCAGCCCGUGGUUCAGCUGCCAGUCAGCGAGUCGGCCGGCCUCCCCAGAGUCAGCGUGGACUUGGACUUCCUGGAGGACGAUGACAUUCUGGGCGGCUCACCGGGCGGAGACGGCGACAGCAAUGGCAUUGGAACAAACCACGAGACGUGCGACAUCCUGCAGCAGAGCCUGGCGGAGGCCAACAUCACUGAGCAGAGCCUGCAGGAAGCCGGGUCCGAGCUGGACCUGGUGUCCUUCGGGAUCCCGGGCCUCACCCAGGUGGUCCAGACCCUGCCUGACGCUGGAAGCGCUGCUGCCGUCGGGGUAGGCAUCGGCGUCGGCGGGGCGGCAACCAUUUUCCCCGGGUCGGCGCAGAGUGCGGCGGGUAACCCUGGCAACGCCACGGCCGACAUGCUGGGGUCGGUUCUGGCCCAGCAGGGGCUCCAGCUGCAGCCGCAGGUGAUGAACAAAACCAUCAGCGUCCAGCCAUUCAUGCAGCCGGUCGGCCUCGGCAACGUGACGCUUCAGCCCAUUUCCAGCCUCCAGGCCCUUUCCAACGGGAGCCAGUCGGGACCGUUGGGUAUCGGACAGAUUCAGGUUGUGGGCCAGCCAACGGUCAUGACCAUCAACCAGUCGGGGCAGCAGAUCCUGGCCAAAGCCAUGGGUGGGUACCAGGAGGUGUCCGCUGCUGGCUCUCAGGCCGGUCUGGGCCUGAUCCAGGGUAACAAAGCCACGGUCGGCGCUCCAGCUUUAAACGGACCGGCUGUUUCUGUCAGCAGCACGAGCAGCAUCGGCGCCGCCACCAUGAGCGCCCCCGCUGGGCUCGUGGGCUUCGGAGGAGGAGUGGGGCCGCCGACACAAACUCAAGCCCAGAUCAUGCAGAACGUGAUCAUCCAGCGCACGCCGACACCCAUUCAGCCCAAACCCCCACAGGGGGGCACCAUCCAGCCGAAAGUCUUCAAACCGCAGCAGCCGCCGCCGCCGCAGGCAGCGCCCCAGGCUCAGCAGAAUGACACACACAAAGCGCUUGGGCUGCAGCAGAUUCCAGUUUCUGCUGCCCAGAACGUCGCCUUCCUGGCGGGAAAGCCCGGUUCUAAUGUUGUCCUGAGCACCCAAGCCGCCUCUCAGGGCCCGCAGUUCCAGCAGGCCCUGUUCAAGCAGCAAGCGGCGCCGCCUUCUGGGAAGCCCCUCAGCGUGCAUCUGUUGAACCAGCAGGGCAGCAUCGUCAUCCCGUCCCAGACAGUCCUGCAGAGCCAGAACCACCAGUUCCUGCUGCCCCAGCUGCAGGCCGGAGGCCAGAUUCUGACCCAACACCCGGGUGGCCACAUCAUCACAAGCCAGGGCCCCGGCGGACAGCUCAUCGCCAAUCAGAUCCUAACCGCCAACCAGAACAUCAAUCUGGGUCAGGUGUUAACGUCGCAGGGCCACCCCGGCGCCACCCACAUCCUGUCCGGACCCAUUCAGCUCCAGCCCGGUCAGAUGGGCACGCCGACGCUUUUUCAGAUGCCGGUUGCAUCUUUGGCUCAGAGUCAAAGCCAGACGCAGACGCCGGCCGCCUCGGGCCACGCCCAGACGGUGAUCCAGGGCCUCCAGAACUCCUUGACCAUGGUGGGUCAGGUGGAGGGGCUGAGCCCGGCCAUCAGUCUGCAGACCACCCUGCAGGCCCAGCCGGGCGCCGUGCCCAGCGCCGCAGGAGGCCAGACCGCGGAGGCUGCUGUUACCGUGCUGGGAGGCUCCACAGAACCAGCGCCGCAGCUUUUACCGCAGUCGUCGCUCCUCGCCGUGCAGCCUGCAUCAUCUGCUGCUGUUUCCUCCUCUCCGUCCAUGUCUGUCUCAACGUCGUCCUCCGUGACGGCCGUGGGGCUGGUCCCCCCGCAGGCUCAGAGCAGCCCAGGGAGGCUGCUGUUCACCAACCAGGGGUCGAGCAUGAUCCUGAGCCAGGAGUCACUUCAGAUGUUCCUCCAGCAGGAGCAGCGCCACCAAACAGAGAAUGAGUCAACCCAAUCAGUGGGCGUCCCAGCGUCUGUAAUCGUCAGCAGCAACAGCGUCACUACUGCGGCCCCUGCUGUCCAUGACAGCCAGUUAACUGACUCCUGGCUGGGUCAGAGCCACAGCCCUUCCCCUGGCCCCUCCCACAUGACAGCAGUGGUAAAGGUUCCCUCUGGUGGAACUCAGCAGGCUCUGAAGAUCCAGGGCAUGUCCUCCUCGCCGGCGUUGACCUCCCACGCCACGACACCUCCGGUGGCGGAAAGCCCGCAGCCUUCCCAGUCUCCUCUGACUCUGAGCCAGCAGAUCCAGUCGCCUCACCAUCAACAGCCGCCACAGUCGCGCCCUUCUUCUCAGCCUCAGCCGCAGACUCCCUCGCGCUCCUGCACGCCGUCAUCUCACACCCAGCUCUUCAUCGUCCACAACCAGAUCGCAGAAUCUCCCAAACCCGCUGCCACCUCCGCCACGCAGGCUCAGCUGCAGCAGACGCCGCCCCAGCAGGUGCACGUUCAGGUCCAGCACCAACCUCUGCCUAGACCAGCCUCGCAGCCCACGCCCUACCAGCAGGAAAUGCCUCCCAUGUCGCAGUCGCCUAAGCCUCUUCCUGUUGCUGCUGCUGCUGCUCCACCUGCGCUGCACCAGUUUGCCGCGCCUCCUGUUAGCGCCUGCGCUCCAGCCGUAGUGAAAGCCCAAGCUCCCCUCCAGGGCCUCACAGCUGGGCAGCAGCAUCACCUGCAGUUAGUAGGAGCACAAAUCCAGACUCUGUCCUCCAUCACUCAGCCCUCGCCUCAGCAUAAACAGCUGCUGGAGAAGCUGCAGCAGGUCAAGCAGAACAUCAUGCUACAAGCAAAGCCUCAGCCUCAAGCCACGAGUCAGUUUAAUUCGCAGCAAGACGUGCCUGUUGACAAGGUGGUGAUGACAUCAUCAGCGAGCGCUGACGCACCUGCUCAGCUUCCCACGAUGCUGCAGCCGACCUCGGUGCUCGUCAAAACCGCCGCCACAGGAUCAAGUGACUUACAGGUAUUCUCAGGAGCCCAAGGGCAAGCUGCAGCAGCAACGGGGAAUCAGACGGUCACUCUUGCCAGCCUUACCCAGCCUGCACAGGUUCAGCCAAAGCCAGGAGUGAUCAGCUCGGUGGGGGGGAUGACUCUGGGAAAAGCAGCGAUGAAGAUCCAGGUGUUGGGGCCCGCUCUGACUCAGAUGCCGGUUCCGCAGCCGCAGCCUCCUCUGCAGACUCAGCUCACAUCACAGACGCCACCAGUAAAAAUGCCUUUAAGCACCGAGCCCAGUAAAGAAGCCAGGAUGCUGGAGCAGCUAAGAAAACAUCAGGGUUCAGUGCUUCACCCCAACUACAGCGCUCCUUUCCACUCGUUUGACGACACUCUGCACAGACUGGUGCCUUACCAUCUCUACCAGGGAACUGCCAACUCCUCUCAAGACUAUCAGAGAGUGGAUGAUGAGUUUGAGAGAGUCUCCUGCCAGCUGCUAAAGCGAACCCAGGCCAUGCUGGAUAAAUAUCGGUACCUGCUCUUCACAGAGUCAAAACAGAGACUGGGCCCGUCGGCAGAGAUGGUGAUGAUCGACCGGAUGUUCAUCCAGGAGGAAAAGGUCGCCCUGAACCAGGACAGGAUUCUGGCCAAGGAGAGACCGGAGGAGUUUGCAGCGACCGUGCGGAUGCUGGAGAGCGGCGUUCCAUCCCAGCCAAAACCAGCGCCUCCGGAUCUGCCGUCAGCGAGUCCGGCGGCCUCCUCCGCUGCUCCUGCUCUGAUACCGUCUCCCGCUCCUCUCCUCAAGGUCACUCCAACUCCUCCUCCUGCUCCUGCUGCUCCUGCGUCUCCCACGCCUCCUCCCGCCCCCACCACUCCUUCCAGUUCCCCCUUCCCUCCCACCAAGCUGGUCAUAAAGCACGGCGGCGGCAGCGCCUCCGUCUCCUGGUCCAGCAGCUGUCCUCCGGCGCCGCCGGCCAAGCCGGUCACUCCGGCGGCGCCCUCCUCUUCGUCGUCGUCGCUAAAUUCCCAGUCGGCGGCGGAUGACGACGACGCUCUUCCACAGCGAACCAGCAAGCCGCCCAUCAAGACGUACGAGGCGCGCAGCCGGAUCGGCCUGAAGCUGAAGAUCAAGCAGGACCAGACCGGGUUCAGCAAGGUGGUCCACAACACCGCGCUGGAUCCCGUCCACGCCCCCCAACCUCGCUCCACCCUGGAGCCGCCGCCGGAGCCCUCAAAGUCCCAGCACCUAGCCACGCCCCCCAGCACCGUCAUCAGGACUCAGUCCCCGACGGCGUCGGUCACGCCCACUCAGAGCAACCUCAGAAACGCUCCUCCGUCGUCGUCAACAACAACGCAGAUGAACGGCUCGUUGGACCACCACCCGGUCAAACACAACCCGGCGGCGUCACAAACCACCUGCCGCCUGCCGCUUAGAAAGACCUACAGGGAGAACAUCAGUCCCCGGGUCCGGCCCGGCGUCCCCGGCGGACUGGACGAAAACUUUUCCUACCCCAUCACCACGCCGUCGCCGCCGCGGCACGAGGCGUCCACCCCGCCAUCAGAACGGACCGUCAUAGCGAGCGUACGGGUGGAGAAGCGAGACAGGGAGGCGGACCCGAGUCUUGAAGGCGGACGCUUGGGGAACACGAUGGACAAAAUGAACGAGGUGUUCAACCGGAGCGUGAAGACGGCGACCCACCACCAUCUUUCUCUGCUGCUGGAUCGGGAGGCAGCGAAGGAGAGGGAGGACGAGCACACAGACCAAGACGCUGACAAGUACAAACGGUUCAGCGGGAAAAACAAACACAGGACUGGCGGGACGUUCAGAAUGGACCAGCACGCGCCCGGACCGCCGUCCCCGGAGUCAUCGUUCGCCCGAGACUCUCUGCUUCCCGCCAAACGCUGCAAGUCGGACUCGCCCGACAUGGACAACGCCAGCUUCUCCAGCGGCAGCCCGCCAGACGACUCGCUCAACGAGCAUCUGCAGUGCGCCAUCGACAGCAUCCUCAACCUGCAGCAGGAGCCCGCCGUGCGCGGACACCAUGUCCGGGCCGGCGCCGGCGGCAGGACGCACCAACACCAAAGUCAACGCCCGGGAGACUCGGCGGUCUCCACACACAGAGCUCCGCCCCCUACGGCGCCGUCCGCUCCGUCAUCAUCCUCCUCGCUGGGCCCUCAGGUCGGAGGGCGGGGCCACAACGGCAGCCUGGUCCCCCAGACUCAGAGCAGAUAACAGGCCCUCAACCCCAGGCUGGACUGACCGGGGUGACGCUGCAAAAGGGGAGAGACAGGGGGCGCUGCACUGCAGAAAACACUCAAUCUGACCACUUUUAGUCCAGUUUCUGCUGCAGUUCACUUUAAAUAAGAUAAAACCAACUCACAAGUAACUUUCCAGCAAGAUAUUGGAGCUUGU
Messenger RNA from Xiphophorus maculatus (southern platyfish), 5594 nucleotides. It is a transcript of the gene bicra, whose product is annotated as BRD4 interacting chromatin remodeling complex associated protein. The transcript has 15 exons. Bases 57 to 5414 code for a protein of 1785 amino acids. Gene Ontology annotation, cellular component: SWI/SNF complex. The record is from RefSeq and is a predicted model, not a curated record. Lineage: Eukaryota; Metazoa; Chordata; Actinopteri; Cyprinodontiformes; Poeciliidae. Gene Ontology annotation, biological process: positive regulation of DNA-templated transcription.